UUUUCAUGCUAAUUUGGUGUUUACCACUACAAAAAUUUAAAACAUGCUAAAAUUUAACUUUAAAUGUUUAUUUUUUCUUAAUCUUCUACUAAUAUUUUUUGUUUUCCCAUUAUUAUUAUUUUCCGGUUAUUUGGCUGCUGAAAUUGUUAGUUUUGUUAGAAAAUAUUUUUUUGACUUCUUGAUUGAAACUGAAGAAUUAAAAGAAUGUUUACAAAAAACUUUUGAAGAUUCUGAAACUUUUGUUUGUGUAUGUAAUUCAGAAUUUUGUGAUGAAGUUGAGCCUCUUGGAUUGUUAGCAAAAGGAAAAAUAGUUUUUUAUUUGACUGAUAAAAGAAAGAAUCGGAUGAAAAAAGUGCUUAAACACUUUCCUUUUAAUAAAACUGAUGAUAAUAAAUUACCAACAAUAUCAAUUGAUUCUUCUGCACGUUUUCAAACUAUAAUUGGUUUUGGCGGGGCUUUUACAGAUUCUGUUGGAUUGAAUUUAAAUUCUUUAAGUGCUACAACUAGGGAAAGCCUUAUUAAAAAUUAUUUUCAUCCUGAGGAGGGAAUUGGUUAUUCUAUUGGAAGGGUGCCUAUUGCUAGUACUGAUUUCUCGACGAGAGAAUAUUCUUAUGUUGAACAAGAAGGGGAUUUUGAAUUGAAAACAUUUUCUUUGGCAAAAGAAGAUUUUGAAUAUAAGGCUAGCUUUGAAGUUUUGAUCUCCAAUCUUAAAGCCUCUAAAUAA
Molecule: messenger RNA, 724 nt
Organism: Meloidogyne enterolobii
Lineage: Eukaryota; Metazoa; Nematoda; Chromadorea; Rhabditida; Meloidogynidae
Source: the annotation of a GenBank genome assembly